Molecule: messenger RNA, 3105 nt
Organism: Neopelma chrysocephalum (saffron-crested tyrant-manakin)
Lineage: Eukaryota; Metazoa; Chordata; Aves; Passeriformes; Pipridae
Gene: MSANTD3
Product: Myb/SANT DNA binding domain containing 3
Exons: 3
Coding region: 788-1612 (274 amino acids)
Source: RefSeq, a predicted model, not a curated record
AAUAAUAUAUAUAUAUAACAUACUUAUGAACAUGUGUGCACUUCUUAACUUAUGUAAUUUCUUUUUCAAGAUAUUCUUCCAGCAGAUCACAGCACACACCUUAUAGUCUUUAAAAGAAAGCAGCACAAAGUGCUUGAGAGAUAUUUCUGUUAUCUUAAAGCUAUAAAGGUUUGUGUGAGAGGACAAAUACUUAGAACACUGAUUUCUUUUAAGGCAAAUUGUGAAUUGAGUCAUGCCAGGGGAAGAUAAAUAGGAUAAAAUGCUUCCUUACUGCAAGUGUCUUGGAGGCUAGGCACCUGUAAGAGUGGGAGAAGCUUUCCAUUCUUCGUUUCUUAGAAUUUACUCUGCAGCUGUCCUCAGGCACCCACAUAAAUCAAUCCUGUUUACUGGAUGAGUUAUACACCAUAAACUACUUUAAUUUCAACACAGAUUCAUACCUACUAAAUUAUAUCCUGGGCAUAUGUCCUGGAAGGAUCUCUUAGCCUUGAAAUGGAAAUUCUGUGGGCUUGUGAGAGUCCUUUCUCGUAUUCUGCAGAGGAGUCAGUGAGCUGCCAGAGGGUGAUUAAUAUGCAUAAAGAAAAAGAGGUGAAUAUAAAUAUAUGGUGGUGUUUUGCUGCAACUUCCCAGCAUACUAAGUUCUCUGACAUCUCAGAGUACUUUCUGUUCACCUAAUUGCUAGUGGGCUGUAAUAUUGAAGCAAGCAGGCUAAGCAUGAGAAGAAUUCUUGAGAAGAAUCUUCAAGAACUCUUCUGUGUAGAAUUUUGGCUUCUUGGAGAAACAGUAGAAAAUGCAAAACGAAAUAAUAAAGCCUGCUAAAUACUUCUCAGAAGUGGAGAAGAGUGUGCUGCUUGCAUUAGUUGAAAAAUACAAAUACGUGCUUGAAUGUAAAAAAAGUGAUGCAAGAACUAUUGCUCUGAAACAACGUACCUGGCAAGCACUAGCUCAUGAAUAUAAUUCACAGCCCAGUGUAUCACUGCGAGACUUCAAACAGUUAAAGAAAUGCUGGGAAAAUAUCAAGGCACGGACAAAAAAGAUAAUGGCACAUGAAAGGCGGGAGAAGGUAAAAAGAAGUAUUAGUCCACUUAUAAAUACUCACAUCGUAGGGAAAGAGAAGAUUGCCAGCAUAAUGCCUGAGCAAAUGUACUUUUUGCAGAGCCCACCAGAAGAAGAUUCUGAAUAUCAGCCUGAUGCUUCUAGUCAAGAAUCAUUUGUUGUCUCAAACAGAGAACUUUGUGAUGAAGACAAAGAGCUGGUACAUUUUCCAGUAUGUGAAGGUACCUCCCAACCUGAGCCUUCGUGUUCUGAUGUCAGAAUAGCAGCAGAUAAGAACUACAGAAGUAAAGCAUCUCAGGAAAGUGCUCUGAAAAAAAUGCAUGAAGAAGAACAUCAUCAGCAAAUGUCAAUUUUGCAACUGCAGUUAAUCCAAAUGAAUGAAGUUCAUGUGGCAAAAAUACAGCAAAUAGAAAGAGAGUGUGAGAUGGCCGAAGAAGAACACAGGAUAAAAAUGGAAGUGCUAAAUAAAAAGAAAAUGUAUUGGGAGAGAAAACUGCAGACCAUCACAAAAGAAUGGCCUGUAUCAUCCUAUAACAGACCCUUUCCUAAUUCACCUUAGAACAUAAAGGGGCAGAGAGUCAGUCUGAUUCGCACGUUUAUGAGUAACGCGCACUGGAAAGAAGGUUUUUUAAUGUGAAUGUACAGUGACAGGGUAGGUGCCUGGCUGAUAGUGAACACACUAUGACUCUUAAUAUUUAGAGAAACAGUGGUAUAGUCUACCAAGGGGAAAACUGUUCAUUUGUAGGUAGUUCUGAUUUGUUUAACUCAGACAUGCACAGUGUUCUAAAAUGUGAACAUAUUUUCCCCUCUCAGAACGCCCUUGCAUCCUUGUGAAAUUUAAGGUACUCCAGGUGUUCUUACAUUGGGUAUUCUUAAGAUAACAGCUUUAAACAUCAGGCUGUAGUGUUUAUUUUGAUUUCUAUCUCUUCCUAUCUACCAUUUUCCAAAUUAAUACAAGGAUUGGAGUUGCUCUCUGCUAUUGAGGCAGAAGUUGAUUGACAGCUAUCAGUUGGAUCAUUAUGCUGGGGCUUAGGAAAAAAUAAACUUGUCUCUAGUUAAUAUAGUCCCAUAACUUAUUCUUCAUAGAAGAUGUGAAAAAUUAAGGAAGUAGCAAAAGGACCACUGUAAUAACUGAGCCCUUUCCAUCUGAAGAACAACAGUAUUUCCCAGCUGGCUGGCUGAUUGAGAGAAUGGUUGUGGACUGGCCCUCUGGUUUUUUGAACCUUGACCCUUACGAAGUUAAAAAGAAGGCGACUUCUUCCUCAAAAUCCAUUGUGCUUGUUCCUUCUUUCCCAGACCCAUCUUGUAUUGAAGUAGCAUACCGAAAUAAGAGGGUCAAAUGCUGCUGCCAGCACUGUGUUCUGUUCACCUGGAGUCAUUCUGAGGGGAAGAGCUUUUUAACAAUUCGUAAAGCAUUAAAAUGCAGUGAGCUAGCCAGCCCAUUGGCAAAGUCUCCCUCUAUCUUCCUAUGCAAUACUUGAUGGUGUAGCAGCUAGCUUGAGUAUCUCACUCUCUCCUUAGGAAGAAGAAAAGACUUUAAAUUCACCCUCUUUUCCUUCACAUAGGGUGGGAAGCAGUUCAAGGGAAUCAUUCCUGUCCUGAACCACUGUUCUAUUUUGUUCUGUCCUGUGCAUUAUGGUGGUGUGUUUCUUACGUUUGCUGUCAGUGCGGGGUGAUGGACAUGAUUUGUGUGAAGCAUUCACAUGAAGAUACCCACAGAGUUUGGGUGUCCGGAACAGUAGAUAGUAGGAAAGCACAAAUAAAGAUAAUCCUUACCCAGGCAAUCAUUUAUUCUAAUGGGGCAAGGGUUAAGAGAAUGUGAAAUGCAGAACCCCGCAAAGCUUCAUGAGAGCUUCUGAUGUGUGAAAACUUGUUUUACAGGAAGGUGUACAACCAUCAUUUGAAGCAGUGAGAAACAUUAACAAAACCAUAAAUUUUCAUUGAAAAAUCCGAGUAUCACGUUAUUUAAUAAAGUAUUUUCAGAUCAUGAUUCAUAAGGGCAAGUCCAUACUGUGAGCAAUGUAUUCAAAUUAAAGUAUGUUACAAAGUAUA